CCUUUAUAACUUUUAAUAUAUUCCAGUGAUGGAAAGUAGCUACAAAUAAAGUCUCUUUUAAAUACAGAAAAAUAAGGUGUCGUCCUUAUACAUUGUACAGUGUGUAUAAUGUCAUGUCGGUGUAUAUACACAAAACUGUACUUCCGUCGCGUACAGCAACGUCACUGUGAAUCAUUGUCAUCGCAAUGCCUCAACUUCCUGUUUUCGAUCCACACACUCUUUAGUGAAUAAUGGCUGAAUUAAACCGACAGCUCCAGGAAUAUUUGGCUCAGUCUAAAAGCGGCGCGAAGACGAUAUCACAGUCCAGUUCCAGCACUGCAAUAGACAUCGAUGAACCCACUUCGGUGCCGGGGACCUGGUUCGGCAGGUGGUCGAGUCCGUUCUCUGGAUCCAGUAGCCGUGGAGCGUCAUCAGGCCAAGGAUCGAGCAGCGGCUUCUCGUGGCCGUGGUCAUCAGAGCCUGACCCGUGUUUGCCGGGCAUGAGUCGAUCCCAGCGACUGAUCGCGUUCGGAACGUGUAUUUUCUUCUCUGCUCUGUGCUUUGGACUGUCUGCACUUUACGCUCCUUUACUGCUACUGAAGGCGCGUAAGUUCGCUCUGCUGUGGUCGCUUGGAUCCGUGUUCGCGCUCCUCGGGGCGGCGAUCCUCCGCGGACCCAGUAAACUCAUUGCAACUCCCACACCGGGAGCCGCGGUGUACCUGUGCUCUCUGGUGGGCACUCUGUAUGCGGCGCUGAACCUUCACAGCACGCUGCUCACAGCUAUUGGAGCCUGUCUUCAGAUCGCUGCUAUUGUGGGUUACAUCGUGGCUUUGUUGCCGGGUGGGAGUGCCGGGAUGAGGUUUGUGGGUGGCAUGGCAGUGUCUGCUAUUAGAAGAACUGUGACCGGUAAGGCCAUGCCUAUAUGAUCAGGCAUUUCACGGACUGGGCAACAGACUUUUUUUUUUUAAAUCAUGGAAGAUACUAUGUUUUCGCACUUUUUUUCUUCUUUUUUUUUUUGAGUGACUGGUCUGGUACUGCCAUGUUUGAUUGUGAAACUCUGGCUGUAGCCUAUACUGAGUUCAACGUGAACAGCAUUCUGUGGAUGGGGAUAUCUAAAUGUUUUGUGACUUGCACUGUGACAGGGUCCAUAUGUAUGACCAAGACAUCAAAUACUACUUACCUUUUAAUGUUUCUGAACUCCUCUUGAAACUUUUUGCAAAUAAACUUAAUAAACAAGCUUA
This is a messenger RNA of Sinocyclocheilus rhinocerous, 1220 nucleotides long. RefSeq names its product SFT2 domain containing 3 (gene sft2d3). The transcript has a single exon. Gene Ontology annotation, biological process: vesicle-mediated transport. Bases 231 to 905 code for a protein of 224 amino acids. NCBI's taxonomy places the organism in Eukaryota, Metazoa, Chordata, Actinopteri, Cypriniformes, Cyprinidae. Gene Ontology annotation, cellular component: membrane. The record is from RefSeq and is a predicted model, not a curated record.